UUCUGGGCGCGCACCCUCUCGCUCAGUCCCCGCGCUGCGGACCUGCUAGGGCCGGCGCCGCCACGCACGCCACCCCUGCGCCCGGCAGCACCGGCCCGGCUCCCGGCCCUUGCUCUACUGGCCUCCUGCCCCGGGUCCGGCCGCCAACGCCCUGACCGCACCGCACGGGACGCCGCCCCGCGCCACCGCCGUCUUUCGACCCCGCGCCCGCCCCGCCGUCGCCCCCCACCAUGGGGCUCUUGCCCAGGCUUGGUGCGCGACGGGGCAGCGGCGCCUCCUCCGGCCCAGCCGGCCGCUGUCCCCGCUCUAUCUUCAGCAACAUUAAGGUGUUCGUGCUCUGCCAUGGGCUCCUGCAGCUGUGCCAGCUCCUGUACAGUGCCUACUUCAAGAGCAGCCUCACCACCAUCGAGAAGCGCUUUGGCCUCUCCAGUUCUUCCUCGGGUCUCAUUUCCAGCUUGAAUGAGACCAGCAACGCCAUCCUCAUCAUCUUCGUCAGCUACUUCGGCAGCCGGGUGCACCGUCCGCGGCUGAUUGGCAUCGGGGGUCUCCUGCUGGCUUCGGGCGCCUUCGUCCUCACCCUCCCACACUUCCUGUCAAAGCCCUACCGGUACACCGUGGCCAGCGUCGGGAACAGCAGCCUCUUCCAAACUGAGCUCUGCCCACAGCGCUGGCAGGACCUGUCCCCCAGUAAGUGCCGCAGCAGCACCCAGGACACCCGGAAGGAGACCAACAGCAUGUGGGGCCUCAUGGUGGUCGCCCAGCUGCUGGCGGGCAUCGGGACGGUGCCCAUUCAGCCGUUCGGGAUCUCCUACGUGGACGACUUCUCGGAGCCCAACAACUCGCCAUUGUACAUCUCCAUCUUAUUUGCCAUCUCUGUAUUUGGACCGGCUUUUGGGUACCUGCUGGGCUCCGUCAUGCUACGGAUCUUUGUGGACUAUGGCAGGGUGGACCCAGCCUCAGUUAACUUGAGCCCCGGAGACCCCCGAUGGAUUGGAGCCUGGUGGCUGGGCCUGCUCAUUUCCUCAGGCUUCUUGGUCCUCACCUCCUUCCCCUUUUUCUUCUUUCCUCGUGCAAUGCCCAGAGGAGCGGAGCGGUCUCCUGCCAUAGCGGACGAGGCGAGCAAGAUGAAGGUCAAGCCAGGAGGCUCCCUGGUGGAUUUCAUUAAACGCUUUCCCCGCAUCUUCCUGAAGCUCCUAAUGAACCCACUCUUCAUGCUGGUGGUCCUGACUCAGUGUACCUUCUCCUCCGUCAUCGCCGGCCUCUCCACGUUCCUCAACAAGUUCCUGGAGAAGCAGUAUGGCGCCUCUGCGGCCUAUGCCAACUUCCUUAUCGGUGCUGUGAACCUCCCCGCUGCAGCCUUGGGGAUGCUGUUUGGAGGAAUCCUCAUGAAGCGUUUUGUUUUCUCUCUGCAAACCAUCCCCCGUGUGGCUGCCAUCAUCAUGACCAUCUCCAUCAUCUUUUGUAUCCCUCUCUUCUUCAUGGGGUGCCCCACCCCGGUCGUGGCGGAGGUCUAUCCCCCCAGCACAUCAAGUUCUAUAUACCCGCAGCCGCCUGCUUGCCGCAGGGACUGCUCGUGCCCAGACUCCAUCUUCCACCCGGUCUGCGGAGACAACAGUGUAGAGUACCUCUCCCCGUGCCACGCGGGCUGCAGCCUCGUCAACCUCAGCACCAUAGCCUCCAAGCAGCAGAUCUACCUGAACUGCAGCUGCGUGACUGGGGGGUCUGCUUCGGCGAAGACAGGAUCGUGCCCCAUCCCCUGCGCCGACUACCUGCUCCCGACCAUCUUCCUCAUCUCCUUCGUGGCCCUCAUCGCCUGCAUCUCCCACAACCCCCUCUACAUGAUGGUUCUGCGUGUGGUGAACCAGGAAGAAAAGUCAUUUGCCAUUGGGGUACAGUUCUUGCUGAUGCGCCUGCUGGCCUGGCUGCCCUCUCCAGCCCUGUACGGCCUCACCAUUGACUACUCCUGCAUCCGGUGGAACUCGCAGUGCUCCGGCCAGGAAGGAGCCUGCGUCUACUACAACAACGAUGCUCUCCGAGACAGGUACCUGGGCCUGCAGGUAGGCUACAAGGUGCUGGGCACGCUGCUGCUCUUCUUCAUCAGCUGGCGGGUGAAGAAGAACAAGGAGUACAAUGUGCAGGAGAAGGCUGCAGGCCUCAUCUGACCCCUGACCCUUGACCCUUGGCCCGGCACCCUCUGGCUUCAAAGUGUGGACUACCCUUCCACACGUGUCUGUAUAUACUAAUGUCAAUAUGUCAUUUCCUUUUUGUUUUUUUAAAUAAGAAAACAACCCCGGUCACCAUUUGCCUUCCCUGCCUCCUCCCAAAGGCCCCUUCUCAGGGUUCCUUAGGGCCGCUGCGCUCCUGGGCUGGGUGGGCACAGCUGUGGGGCUGGGUCUUCCCUGGCUCCUUGGGAGGGAGCCCCACAUGCCUGCACUCUCCUCGGUGCUGGGUCCUCCAGUGAGGACACCCCCUUAGCUAGCCCCUGCCCUGACCAGUCCUGUAGGGGGUGGUCUCCUGAGCAGAGAGAGAAAAGGGGUAUCUGUCCAGAGAGAGAAGGGAGUGGGUUGAGUGGGAUAGAAGCUGGGGGAGCCUGGCUGUAGCCCGCUUCUGUAUCUGAGUUCAGCAUCAGCACGGAACCCAACAGAGUCCAAUUUCCCUCCUCUCUCGUCCUUGCCUCCUGCCCCAAGAGACUAUUUCGUGUUGGGAACUGUGGCCAGCUGGUCCCUCCUAGUUGCCCACACUCAAGCACUGGAGCAGGGACCAAGAAACCCCAAGGACAGUCAUCUAAACACUGCUCAUUCAUUCUAGACCCUUCUGUACAUGCUUGUCUGUCUGGGGGUGUUUCCAAGUAAGAAAGCCACACCGUGGCGGAGACCUGAAGAAGUCUGUGAACUUGCGUGGUGCCCGACCCCUCUCCCCCCACAGUGUGGGGGCAAGACUCCUCGUCUCAAAGGGACGGGAAGGCCCUCUCCAAGUUUCCUUGGGAGCCGAGAAGGCAGCUUCACAUAGCUUCCCCGUCUGGACUUCAGGUGCCACUGAAUAAAGAGAAGCAGCCCAGGAUAGCGGCAAAGCCAGUGACAAAGCCAAGGGAAGGCCACAUGCUACCAAGCUGGAUGGUGAGCUGCAGCCCACAAAAUAGAGGCUGGCAAGGAUGACUUUCCAGGUUUCAAACACUGGUAUUCAGGGACCUUUCCUCAGCCCUGAGAGGUGGCGCCCUCUAUGGGCCUGAGUGGAAAGACACUGCAGCGGGGUGGGAGAGGUGCAGAGUUAGAAGCCAACAAAGGCCUUUUAUCGAUAAAUAUCUUUACUGGACUUUGUGCAAGGCGGUGCUAGUACACGGUUCUCCACUGAGCUUCACGGAGCUCCCACCUCUCCCCACCUACACUAGGGCCCCCCCUGGACCGAGGGUGCUCCGCGGGCAGUGGGGGAUGGGGAAGGCCAAGCAGAAACCCGGGAAUUGUCAACAGGAUCUUGACCAGCCAUGCCUCCCCCUCAGACUCACCCUGCACCCGGCCCUUUGCCAGACAGAGGCCUGUCUGCACUGUGUCCUCCAGAGCAGCAGGUACUAGCCAUUGUCACGUGCAUCUCCAGUGCCACUGCUCUUGGAAUACCCCUCCAGAGACAUACCAGAAGCCACCCCCAGAAAGGCCAAAAAAUGUAUGGCACUGGCCAAACUGCCAAGAGACUGAACUCUGUGAAAGCCACUGUGACAGUGGCCUUAUUUCCAAAGACCUCACUCAGGGAGGAAGGCUCCACGCAACCUCAGUUUCAGCAUUCAAAAUGGUCCUGCUUGGAAAAUGAUUCCCUGCAACGAACUCUGGUCUUUCUUUCCUGCUGCAGUUUAAGUAAAUUCUGAAGGCACUGCUUUCAGCUAAGCUCAUGAACAGUGAAAGCCAACCUUCAGAUCCUGGAAGAUUGGUUGCCCUCCCAAGCCUUGGUUCUGCUAUGAUAUUGCUAUGAAUAUAUUAUAAUUUUGCUAUUGA
Artibeus jamaicensis (Jamaican fruit-eating bat) is the source of this 3983-nucleotide messenger RNA. It is a transcript of the gene SLCO2A1, whose product is annotated as solute carrier organic anion transporter family member 2A1. Lineage: Eukaryota; Metazoa; Chordata; Mammalia; Chiroptera; Phyllostomidae. The record is from RefSeq and is a predicted model, not a curated record. The transcript has 14 exons. Gene Ontology annotation, biological process: sodium-independent organic anion transport; transmembrane transport; prostaglandin transport. Bases 231 to 2162 code for a protein of 643 amino acids. Gene Ontology annotation, molecular function: protein binding; prostaglandin transmembrane transporter activity. Gene Ontology annotation, cellular component: membrane.